Messenger RNA from Phlebotomus argentipes, 929 nucleotides. Its product is annotated as general odorant-binding protein 72-like. The transcript has a single exon. NCBI's taxonomy places the organism in Eukaryota, Metazoa, Arthropoda, Insecta, Diptera, Psychodidae. The record is from RefSeq and is a predicted model, not a curated record. Gene Ontology annotation, molecular function: dibutyl phthalate binding; odorant binding. Gene Ontology annotation, biological process: sensory perception of smell; olfactory behavior. Bases 1 to 441 code for a protein of 146 amino acids. Gene Ontology annotation, cellular component: extracellular region.
AUGAAAAUUCUUUUAUUAAUACCAAAAAUCCACUCGACAAUUUCCCCACGAAAAGCUUUUUCUUCGUCACUUCAGGGCGUCACAGUUGAGCAAAUGGAGAAGGCAGGUGAUUUGGUGAAGUCAAUUUGCCAGCCUAAAUUCAAGAUUUCCGACGAAACCGCCGCGAACUUCCGCAAAGGCAUUCUGGCUGACGACAAAGACGCCAAAUGCUACAUAAAUUGCAUCUUCGAGAACAUGCAGGCGAUGAAGAGAGGCAAAUUCCAGUGGGAGGCGACGAAGAAGCAGGCAGAAAUCAUGCUGCCGGACGAUGUCAAGGAAGCCACUCUUGCAGCUUGUGAAGCUUGCAAGACUGUCACGGAUGGCGUUAAGGAUCCGUGCGAGGCUGCAUAUGGUCUUCUUCAGUGUCUAAAAACCAACAGCAAAAACUUCUUCUUCCCAUAAAUUCUGUGCGAAAAAGAAAUUGUAGUUUAUGUGUCUUUUAUUGAUUGUUCUUUGCCCGAAAUAAAUGAGCUUUUUUGAUUGAAAUUACUCACUGUGCGUUAUUAUAAGUGGAAAUAUCUUCACAUUUCCGAUAACACGGUAAUUGCGAACUGUCGCGCGACACUGUUUAUAUAAUUACGCGAAUUACACAGAUGGUAGCAUAAUUGAGAAUGCAAAUCAUUCUGUAAACAUGUCUAGAGCUCUAGACAUUAUGCAGAUGAUAAGUUUCUCUCUCAUUCAUUAAAUUUUUGCCUUGGGAAACUUGUGAAUGAAAUGCUCAGAAAAGUGACAAUAAAUCUCUUUACUUUUUACCUCAAAAGAUUACAAAUGCAGAGCAAAAAUCAAAGUUCAAAGCUUGAGUUAGAAUUUAAAUUGAUUUUAUCACUUCCUAUCAAUUUUCUAUAACGUACAGUUAAGAAAAGCGGCUGCUUAUCCACACUUUUCAUGCU